Molecule: messenger RNA, 496 nt
Organism: Symbiodinium sp. CCMP2456
Lineage: Eukaryota; Dinophyceae; Suessiales; Symbiodiniaceae
Source: the annotation of a GenBank genome assembly
GAUGCCGCAUGAUGGCCGCCAGCUUGGAGAGUCUGACACGCGGCUCGAUGCCAGCUUGCAAGCUUUCGCCAACCAGCCAAUGGCAGGCUACGUGCAGCGUGCACCCCCGAGCUUGCCUGCCACACGUGCGGUGUCAGGCUACCAGAUGCAGCUGCAGCCGCAGAUGCAACUGCAGCCGCAGAUGCAGCUGCAGCCGCAGAUGCAGCUACAGCCGCAAAUGCAACUGCAGCAGAUGCAGUCGCCUCCGGUAUGGCAGGGGCCCAUCGUGCAAGGGCCCACGUACACCGACCCACAGAGCACAGCCGCAGUCACAAUGGGUGGGGUGAGCUACGCUGUGAUGCGCUCGGCCACAAAUGGCGCGGUGGCAACGGUGCAUGCAGGAAGACCUGCACGCAAGUCGACGUCCUUCGUCAUGCAGGCGCAAGCGCAGGGUCAAGUUACCGGGCAGCGCUUCCAGCAUCCGCGGACCCAGUCAUUCACUGUCCACCGGAGCGCG